CCAGGGAGAAGAAGAUGGUGCUCAUCAAGGAAUACCGUGUGGUCUUACCAUGCUCAGUAGAGGAGUACCAAGUAGGGCAGCUGUACUCUGUGGCAGAGGCCAGUAAGAAUGAGACAGGCGGGGGAGAGGGCAUUGAGGUGCUGACGAAUGAACCGUACGAGAAGGAGGGCGAAAAGGGACAAUACACACACAAAAUCUAUCACUUAAAGAGUAAAGUGCCGGGUUUUGUGAAGAUGAUCGCGCCGGAGGGAGCUUUAGUUUUCCACGAGAAGGCCUGGAACGCGUAUCCGUACUGUCGCACAAUUGUGACGAACGAGUAUAUGAAAGACGACUUCUUCAUUAAAAUAGAAACAUGGCAUAAACCAGACAUGGGAACAGUAGAAAAUGUACACGAGCUGGAUCCAGAGACCUGGAAGACUGUGGAGGUGGUGCCUAUUGACAUUGCAGACAAAUCUCAAGUGGACCCUGGAGACUAUAAACCAGAGGAGGACCCUGCUCUGUUUCACUCAGAGAAGACGGGAAGAGGCCCUCUGGGGCCCGACUGGAAGAAAGAGCUCCUGGCGAAGACAGACGUUCCGCGCAUGUGUGCGUACAAACUGGUCACGGUCAAGUUCAAAUGGUGGGGUCUGCAGAGCAAAAUAGAGAACUUCAUCCACAGGCAAGAGAAGAGAAUCUUUACCAACUUCCAUCGCCAGCUCUUCUGUUGGAUCGACGGUUGGAUAGAACUGACGAUGGAGGACAUCCGGCGGAUGGAGGAAGAGACACAGAAGGAACUGGAGGAGAUGCGGCAGAAGGGCUCCGUUCGCGGCACGACGGCGGCAGAUGAGUAGCCGUUCCCCGUGUAGUAAAGAGAAAGAGACAGGCUGACUUCGUAAAACAGGUCAGGUUCGAGGAACCAGCGCCGCUCACGAAAAAUGAGUUUGUUUUUUUUU
This is a messenger RNA of Chanos chanos (milkfish), 932 nucleotides long. It is a transcript of the gene pitpnb, whose product is annotated as phosphatidylinositol transfer protein, beta. Gene Ontology annotation, molecular function: phosphatidylinositol binding; phosphatidylcholine intramembrane carrier activity; phosphatidylinositol transfer activity. The transcript is spliced from 12 exons. The record is from RefSeq and is a predicted model, not a curated record. The coding region runs from base 15 to 830 and encodes 271 amino acids. Gene Ontology annotation, biological process: phospholipid transport. NCBI's taxonomy places the organism in Eukaryota, Metazoa, Chordata, Actinopteri, Gonorynchiformes, Chanidae. Gene Ontology annotation, cellular component: cytoplasm.